UGCGUCACUUCCGUCCAGACCGGAACCCAAGAUGGCUGUGCUCUUGUUGAGACAUGUUGGCCGUCAUUGCCUCCGAGCUCACCUAAGUCCUCAGCUCUAUGUCAGAAAUGCUAUUCCGAUGGGAACCACAGCCAAAGAAGAGAUGGAGCGGUUCUGGAAUAAGAACACAGGUUCAAACCGUCCUGUAUCUCCCCAUAUUACUAUCUACAGCUGGUCUCUUCCUAUGGCAAUGUCCAUCUGCCACCGUGGUACUGGUAUGGCCUUAAGUGGAGGGGUCUACCUCUUUGGCUUGUCAGCCCUGUUGCUCCCUGGAAACUUCGAGUCAUAUUUGGAAUUUGUGAAAUCCCUGGGUCUGGGACCAUCACUGAUCCACACAGCUAAAUUUGCACUUGUUUUCCCUCUCAUGUAUCACACCUGGAAUGGAAUUCGACACUUGAUGUGGGACCUAGGAAAAGGCCUGAAGAUUACCCAACUCUACCAGUCUGGAGUGGUCGUCUUAGUUCUUACUGUAUUGUCCUCUCUGGGGCUGGCAGCCAUGUGAAGAACUGAAGAUCCCAGCAUCAUCUUCCUACAAAUUAUUACAUUGAUUUACUUUCCUGUUUGUCAGUCACUCUUAUCUCCAGUGAACAGUUCUCCUAAUGUGUUUAAAUCCUUUUGUGCUUGCAGAUCCCUUUGUAGCUUGUAGAACCACAAUAGUAGAAAAAGGUCCAGUUUUCCCCUUGUUUCUAAUGAUGGAGUGGCUGCAAAAACUCCCUUUUCCUGCCCACAGCUCACAGCCUACACUGAGCCAAGGAGCCCUUAUUCUCUUUCCAUGUUGGACUUUGAUUUGUGCUGAGGAUCAGCGUUUGGCUCCUUCUUCCCAAGACAGUGGAAACAAUGCCAGCUCUGUAGCCUCUGCCCUGGGAACUGGGGGUGAGGCUUUGGGUGCCACUGCCUGUGGGUUGCUGGCUUAAAGGACAGUUCUGUUCAUUGGUCAGAGCCCAGGGCCUUUAGCACCCACACAGUGUGACUGAAAGGAGAUAGGUAGGAGUAGAGAAUUAUCCAGGCCCAGCUACAUGGAGAUAAAGAGGGUGAGUUGGUUCUUGGAGUAGAUGUUUCGGGAAGAAGAUAUAUAGCAAGAGGAAGAUCAAGAAAAUUAUCAUCAACUGCAAUGAAGGUUUUUGUUUUGUUUUGUUUUUGCAUUUCUGGAAAAGCAAACCUUUUAAUGUCAUGUUUUCUAAUCCAAGUUCAUGUAUUAUCUUUUUCUGAAACUGAAUUAAAACACUCAUUUUAUCUCUGA
Messenger RNA from Marmota flaviventris (yellow-bellied marmot), 1279 nucleotides. It is a transcript of the gene Sdhc, whose product is annotated as succinate dehydrogenase complex subunit C. Gene Ontology annotation, cellular component: membrane; respiratory chain complex II (succinate dehydrogenase). Gene Ontology annotation, molecular function: electron transfer activity. The record is from RefSeq and is a predicted model, not a curated record. Gene Ontology annotation, biological process: tricarboxylic acid cycle; mitochondrial electron transport, succinate to ubiquinone. Lineage: Eukaryota; Metazoa; Chordata; Mammalia; Rodentia; Sciuridae.